Xenopus laevis (African clawed frog) is the source of this 2294-nucleotide messenger RNA. RefSeq names its product gastrula zinc finger protein XlCGF26.1-like. The transcript has 7 exons. The coding region runs from base 259 to 2184 and encodes 641 amino acids. The record is from RefSeq and is a predicted model, not a curated record. NCBI's taxonomy places the organism in Eukaryota, Metazoa, Chordata, Amphibia, Anura, Pipidae.
CUGGGAAUUGAGCUAAUUAGGGACCUACGAAUGAGCAAAGGGGCUACAUUGGGAAGUAUUGGAUACAGGGGUUUGUGGCAGAAGAAAGGGAGGGGGAUGGAGAACUUUUUCCUGGGGAGUUGGGCACAAGAGGUGAAGGAGCACAAGGAGGAUGAGGAGGUGCUGAAUGGCCGCCAUGAUGGUUUCUUCAGGGUCACUGGGUGUAUUAGUUGGGCCCUAUGAUAAGUCACAGGACUGAGGAAUAGAUGCAGAACAAUCAUGAUGGACAGAGACAGAAACCGGGUGACUGAAAAGAUCCUGGACCUCACCCUGGAGAUUAUCUGUCUGCUGACGGGAGAGGAUUACAUUGUUGUGAAGAAGACAGACCAUGAAAAGGUUCAGCCCAAUCAGUGCUUGGCACGUUCACUGACAUCACUCGUGCAAGAGGAAAAAAAAACCAAGAAGAACCCAAAACUUACAGACAAGAUUCCUAAGAGAUCAACUUCAGAGGCUCCUGCCUGUUGUCCGAACAAUGACGGUUCAUGCCCACCAGCUGGGCAGUUGGAACUUUCCAAAGGGAACCUGGAACAGUAUGAGGAUGUCGCCAUGGAAAAUCAAGAGUCUUCAAGAAAAUCAAAAAUCAAGAGCCCUGGGUAUAUCUCCAGUACUCCAGAAAGAUGUCACAUGUCCCCAUUCUCACAGGCUGAUACCGAGGCCAAUGGGAAGAGUGUACAAGAUUACCAGCAGGUUGACAAGUUGGAUGUUCUGUUCCCCCAGCAGUGUAAGAAGGAGGAGGUCCCUACAGAGAUAAACACAGGAUUUCCAUUCACUUGGGAAGCCAAAAUGGAAGCUUUCCAUCCGCCCUUUUCUGAGUUUUCCAUGAAUAACAAGAGUGUUCCUCAAAAUAGCCAAGAAAUAAGAAAUACUAAGUUAAAUCCAUUGGGCGAAACAUUGAAAACAUCCAUCAGUAUUCCUGUUAAGAACAAAACUUUACAAGAAGAAACUCACCUCCAGGACUUACCUGAUGAUUUAGGCGUUUCAUUUCACCCAAGUACUUGCUGUAAUGAGAAAACCCAAGAUGUAUCUCAUCCUCCGGACAGCGCCAAGUUCAAUCAAACAGUCCAGAUGACAGAAAAGCUGUAUUUGUGUUCAGAGUGUGGCAAAUGCUUUACUAACAAUUCUGAUCUAGUCGCCCAUCAGAGAGUUCACACAGAGGAGAAGGCGUAUUUGUGUUAUGAAUGUGGCUCCUUUUUUACCUGCAGCUCAGAUCUGGCAAAGCACAAAAAAAUUCACGCCAGUGAAAAUUCAUUGUCGGAAUCUGAAUAUGCAAAGUGUCCUGCCCCAGUCACAGGCUCUUAUGAGAAAAUGCAGACCGGAGAGAAGCCAUUAGUCUGCACAGAGUGUGGCAAAUGUUUCACUUGCAGUUUAGAUCUUGCGGCACAUCAGAGGGAUCACGUGGAAGCCAAGAACACGCCGAGUUCUGAACUUGAAGCACCACUGAAGGGCACAACUGUUCUUCCACAUCAGAGGAUUGACGCCCGACUAAAAGAGUUUGUGUGUUCUAAUUGUGGUGAGUGUUUCACAAUGAAAUCGGAGCUGGUGAAGCAUCACAGGAUUCAUGUAGAACAGAACCCCUUUGCUUGUUCCGAAUGCGGAAAAUGCUUCACUGAGUUAUCUCAUCUUCAUAGACACCAGGCCAUGCACUCAGCAGGGACACCGUCCAUUUCUUCAGAACCUGAGGAACGUCGCAAGGAUAGUCCAAAUACAUCCAAACCGGAGAAAAGUCAACUAGAAGAGAAACACUUUGUUAGCGCUGAAUGUGGCGCAGGCUUUUCCACUAGCCCCGAGAUUGUUACGCAUGAAAUCCUACACAUCGCAGAGAAAGAAUUUGUUUGCGCUGAAUGCGGAGAAUGUUUCGCUAAUAAUUCCGAUCUUGCAUCACACGCAGUCAUUCAUGCAGCAGGGGAGAACCCAUUCCUCCGUCCCUAUGGUUCAAGUUACUUUAUAAGCUACAGCUCUGCGGGGGACAAACCAUACGCUUGCUCUGACUGCGGGAAAGGCUUUGCAUUUAGAUCGGCUUAUCUCAGGCAUCAGAGGAUUCACACAGGGGAGAAACCUUUUGUGUGUUCUCAAUGUGGAAAACGUUUUACUCAAAAAACUCAUCUCAUUACCCAUCAGAGAGUUCACAGAAAUAAUUAUAUUUAGUACAGUCCAUGUUUUUGCAGGUUUAGUUUCAAUGGUUAUAUUUGUAUUAAAUUAUGUGAUAUAUAUAUAUAUAUAUAUAUAUAUAUCCAUAUAGAAAGCUGAAGCACACU